This is a messenger RNA of Drepanopeziza brunnea f. sp. 'multigermtubi' MB_m1, 1719 nucleotides long. RefSeq lists its product as uncharacterized. Gene Ontology annotation, molecular function: DNA-binding transcription factor activity, RNA polymerase II-specific; zinc ion binding. Lineage: Eukaryota; Fungi; Ascomycota; Leotiomycetes; Helotiales; Drepanopezizaceae. The record is from RefSeq and is a predicted model, not a curated record. Gene Ontology annotation, biological process: regulation of DNA-templated transcription.
AUGUCUUUCAGGCACCCGUACCCCAAUGUGUACAAGUUCUGCAACCAGUUCGCAGCAGCCGACCAGCCUUCGCCCGAGCACUCCUCCCGGAGCCAGGGCCUGAGGAAGAGCGGGCCGCGGAGCAAGACGGGCUGUUCCACAUGCAAACAACGCCGAGUCAAAUGCGACGAGGCAAAACCCGGAUGCGUCCGCUGCCAGAACCUCAGCCGCCCCUGUGGUGGCUACGUCCCCGAAACCUCAACGACUGAUACCCCCGUCCAAGAACCCCCCAUUGCAAUCCAUUCUCGCCCGUUCCUACUGCUAGGGAAAACCUACUCUCUCUCUUCGGCCAUCCCCGGAACUGCGGACGAACGCCGUUAUUUCCACCGCUUCUGCGACAAGACGGCACUUGAGAUAGCUGGAUCCUUCGAUCCGACCUUCUGGACCGAAAAGGUGCUGCAACUAUGCCAUUCAGAUGCGCCCAUCCGCCAUGCAGCCAUAGCUUUAGGCGCCCUGGCCGAGAGCCUCGAGGUGACGAGUUUGCCAACCAGACUGAGUCUGAGUGGAUUCCCGCAGACCGACCAGCAUUGCCUGGAUGAGCACCACAAAUACGCCUUGCGCCAGUACUCCAAGUCCAUCUCAGCCCUCCGGAUCAUCCUCGCAGAUGGCCGGCGCCACCUGAGGACCAGUUUGACGAGUUGUGUGCUAUUCAUGACCUUCGAGGCCAUGCAGGGCUGCUACGAAGGCGCACUCACACACCUCCGCGGCGGGUCGCGACUGCUAGCCGACUGGCGAACUGCCCGUCGCGGCCAGUCUUCUCGUCUAUCACAAGACUCACUAUCAGAGAUCCAGGACGGUCUCAUCGACGACCUGGGCCGCAUGUUCGCUCGUCUCGAUGUCCAAGGUCUCUUUGUGCCCCCUCCCUUCCCUAUGCCCGAGUCCGACUGGGAAGACGUGAUCAUCUCGGACUCCUUCUCCAACGUCGAGGAGUCCCGCGAGAGUUUCGACUUCCUGAUGCAAGGUAUCGGCCAAUUCUACCGUAAAUCCGUCGCCCAUGCCCAAACGGACCCAGAGCGCUUGCGGACAGAGGGGUGGGUGCAGCAGUACAACCACUACAGCACGCAGCUCGACCAGUGGCGCGCUAGCUUCCAGGCGGCAUUUGCAAAAGAGGUCAGGAACGGGGGGUGCAGGGCCGAGAGCGUGGAUGUGCUGAGUAUCUAUUUCAAUGUCGCAACGGUAUUAUUAGCGAGUAGCCUGGAGCACGAGGAGAGUCUGUAUGACGAAUACACGGAACUGUUCCAAGAGAUUGUUACCAAAGCGCGCACGCUACUCAGCACCCCGGUAUCUUCAUCAAGCUCAACGCCUCCAAGUUCAACGUCUCCAAGCUCUUCAUGCAGGUUCACGCUGGACAUAGGCACUAUCCUCCCGCUCCUCGUCACCGCCACCAAGUGCCGGGAUCGGAAAGUGCGACGGCAAGCGAUUGCGUUGCUGUGGAGUGAAGCACGCAGAGAAGGCCUGUGCUACGAUACCAUCACAGUGGCGCGAUUGUGUGCGUGGCUCGCAAGCAUCGAAGGGGAGGGCAUCACAGACGACGAGGUCCGCAUCGAGGAGAACAAGCGGUACCUGGUCAGCUACCUGCAUCUCAGCUCCGAGGAACGCUGGCUCGCCGUGCAGCUAACCAGCGCCGUCGCAAAUACCAGCGGGAAUCACACGCACAAGGAGACGACAUUCUCGUGGUAA